This is a messenger RNA of Paramecium primaurelia, 4394 nucleotides long. Lineage: Eukaryota; Ciliophora; Oligohymenophorea; Peniculida; Parameciidae. The record is from the annotation of a GenBank genome assembly.
AUGUUAAGGUUUAUUGGAAGGAAUCUGAAUCGUUAUAAUUUUUCAGAAUUACAAAAAUUUGGUAAUUCAUUUCUUGGUGGUUCUAAUGCAGAAUUUUUGGACAAUUUAUUAGAUAGAUGGUCUCAAGACCCAAAUUCUGUUCCAGCAACUUGGGAUGCAUAUUUUAGAUAAGUAUGUGAAUCUAACAAAUUUGAUUUUACACCAGAACCUUAAAAGGGUUAAACAAUCUCAUUUUAAGCAGAUGUAUAGAUGCAUUUAAUUUCUAAGCAAGUAUCAAGUGUUAGAAAAUUGUUAUCAGAUCAUUUUAGAGUGAGAUUAUUAAUCAACAAAUAUAGACAUAGAGGUCAUGAAAAAUCAAUGGUUGAUCCUUUAGAUUUAGAACACAUAUAGCAAAUAGGAAAAGUUAAGGGAUAUACAAAAUUGGAUUAUCGUGAAUAUUUUACAGAAGAAGAUUUAGAUAGAGAAUUUUAUAUUCAUGAUGAAGUAAGUUCAGGUGUAUCCAAAGAAAAAUAACGUAAUGAUUUGAUUAUUUAUGUAGUAAUGAAAUUAAGAGAUUUAAUAAAUUAUUUAGAGAAGGCAUAUUGUGGUAAAAUAUCUUAUGAAUAUAUGCAUAUAUAAUCAACAGAGGAAAGGAAUUGGAUUAGAGAAUAGAUUGAGAAGUUUGAAGAAUUUCUACCUUCAAAGGAGUAAAAAUUGAAGACUUUUGAAAGGUAUAGCAUUAUAUAUAAUAUUAAUUAGACUUGGAUAAGAACAUGCAUUUAGUACAUUUUUACAAAAGAAAUUUAAUACUUCAAAGAGAUUUGGUAUUGAAGGAUGUGAUUCAAUGAUUUCAGGAUUAUAAGCUAUGGUUGAUAGUGCUGCAUAAGCAGGAGUAGAAUAUAUAGUAUUUGGAAUGGCUCAUAGAGGAAGAUUGAAUACUUUGUAUAAUGUUUUUUAAAAAUCAGCAGAAGAAAUUAUGGUUGAAUUUUAAGAUUUAAAAGGAAUAUUUAAUGAAGACAUAUGGGGUAAUUCUGGAGAUGUAAAAUACCAUUUGGGAAGUGUACACAAUGUUAAAUUUGGUGAAAAAAAACUAAGAUUAGAAAUGCUACCAAAUCCUUCACAUUUAGAAACUGUAGAUCCUUGUGUUUAUGGAAAAGUUAGAGCUAUAUAAGAUUAUCAUAAAGAUAAAAAUGGAGACAAGGCAUUUGGAGUAUUAAUUCAUGGAGAUGCUGCAGUUGCUGGUUAAGGCAUUGUAUAUGAGUCAUUACAAAUGGCAGAUUUAGAAGGAUAUAAAUCAGGUGGUAUAAUUCAUAUAGUUUCAAAUAAUUAAAUUGGAUUUACUACAGUACCCAAAGACAGUAGAUCAGGUUUAUAUUGCACAGAUAUUGCUUAUGCUAUUUAAGCACCUGUUAUUCAUGUCAAUGCUGAUGAACCUGAAUUAGUAGAUAAAGUAUUUUAAGUUGCAACACUUUAUAGAACUAAAUUCAAAAGAGAUAUCUUUAUUGAUUUGGUUGGGUAUAGAAGAUAUGGUCAUAAUGAAUAAGAUUAACCUAAAUUUACUUAACCUAUAAUGUAUGAUAAGAUUGAGAAAACUCCACCUGUUUUUAUUAAAUUUGCUGAUAAAUUGAUUGCUUAAGGAAUAGUAACAAAAACAGAAGUAGAUUAAUUGAUGAAGAAACAUGAGGAUAAUCUAGAAGUAGCAUAUCAAAAAUCAAGGAAAAUGGACUAUAAUUUGAAAGAUUGGUAGCCAGUACCUUGGGAAAUGAUAAAAGUGCCAACACUUUGGGGUAGAAUAAAAGAUACUGGAGUUCCAGUUACUAUUUUGAAAUAAAUUGGAGAGAAAAUAAAUACAAUUCCUUCUGAUUUUAAUGCUCAUCCAUAAAUUCGUAAAUUUUAUGAAGAAAGGCUAAAUUGGAUAUAGAAAGAUCAAGGUGUUGAUUUUGCAACAGCUGAAGCUUUAGCAUUUGGAACAUUACUUCAUGAAGGAUUUAAUGUCAGAUUAUCUGGUGAGGAUGUUUAAAGAGCUACAUUUUCUCAUAGACAUGCUGUUAUUCAUGAUUAAAAAAAUCCAAAUGGUCCUUCAUAUGUUCCUUUACAUAAAGUCAUACCAAAAGGUUAAGAAGAUAGAUUAAGCAUUUAUAAUUCUCAUUUAUCAGAAUAUGGAGUAUUGGGAUUUGAAUAUGGAUAUUCUAUUACUAAUCCAAAUACAUUAGUACUUUGGGAAGCUUAGUUUGGUGAUUUUGCUAAUGGAGCAUAAAUUAUUAUUGAUAAUUAUAUUGCAAGUGCUGAAUCUAAAUGGGAUGUUGAUAGUGGAUUAGUUAUGUUAUUACCAAAUGGUAUGGAUGGAUAAGGACCAGAACAUAGUUCAGGAAGAGUUGAAAGAUUUUUAUAAUUAAGUGAUGAUGAUCCUGCUGUUUUUGAAAGAAAUCUAGGAGGUAAUUUAUUAUAAUUAUGUAUCAAGUUCGACUUAAGAGACAAAUGAGAAAUUCAAAUAUGUAAAUUGUUUAAUGUACUACACCUGCUAAUUAUUUCCAUUCUUUAAGAAGAUAGUUAAGAAGAGAUUUCAGAAAACCUCUUAUUGCUAUGACUUCCAAAAGACUUUUAAGACUCUAAGCUGCCAAAUCUAAAUUAAAUGAAUUUUCUGAAUAAGCCAGAUUCUCAUAAAUUUAUGAUGAUCCUUUCCCUGAAUAAAUUAAUGAACCUAAUGAGAUCUAAAGAGUUAUCUUAUGUUCAGGACAAGUUUAUUAUGAUAUUCUUAAAAAAAGAGAGGAUCUAAAAGUUAAAGUAAAAUAUUGUUCUUAUUAAGAAUACUGCUAUUGUGAGAAUUGAAUAAUUAGCACCUUUCCCAUACGAAUUCUUAUANUGAUAAGAUUGAGAAAACUCCACCUGUUUUUAUUAAAUUUGCUGAAAAAUUGAUUGCUUAAGGAAUUGUAACAAAAACAGAAGUAGAUUAAUUGAUGAAAAAACAUGAGGAUAAUCUAGAAGUAGCAUAUCAAAAAUCAAGAAAAAUGGACUAUAAUUUGAAAGAUUGGUAGCCAGUAUCUUGGGAAAUGAUAAAAGUACCAACUCUUUGGGGUAGAAUAAAAGAUACUGGAGUUCCAGUAACUAUUUUGAAAUAAAUUGGAGAGAAAAUAAAUACAAUUCCAUCUGAUUUUAAUGCUCAUCCAUAAAUUCGUAAGUUUUAUGAAGAAAGACUCAAUUGGAUAUAGAAGGAUCAAGGUGUUGAUUUUGCAACAGCUGAAGCUCUAGCAUUUGGAACAUUACUUCAUGAAGGAUUUAAUGUCAGAUUAUCUGGUGAGGAUGUUCAAAGAGCUACCUUUUCUCAUAGACAUGCUGUUAUUCAUGAUUAAAAAAAUCCAAAUGGUCCUUCUUAUGUACCUUUACAUAAAGUUAUACCAAAAGGUCAAGAAGAUAGAUUAAGCAUUUAUAAUUCUCAUUUAUCAGAAUAUGGAGUAUUAGGAUUUGAAUAUGGAUAUUCUAUUACUAAUCCAAAUACAUUAGUACUUUGGGAAGCUUAGUUUGGUGAUUUUGCUAAUGGAGCAUAAAUUAUUAUUGAUAAUUAUAUUGCAAGUGCUGAAUCUAAAUGGGAUGUUGAUAGUGGAUUAGUUAUGUUAUUACCAAAUGGUAUGGAUGGAUAAGGACCAGAACAUAGUUCAGGAAGAGUUGAAAGAUUUUUAUAAUUAAGUGAUGAUGAUCCUGCUGUUUUUGAAAGAAAUCUAGGAGGUAAUUUAUUAUAAUUAUGUAUCAAGUUCGACUUAAGAGACAAAUGAGAAAUUCAAAUAUGUAAAUUGUUUAAUGUACUACACCUGCUAAUUAUUUCCAUUCUUUAAGAAGAUAGUUAAGAAGAGAUUUCAGAAAACCUCUUAUUGCUAUGACUUCCAAAAGACUUUUAAGACUCUAAGCUGCCAAAUCUAAAUUAAAUGAAUUUUCUGAAUAAGCCAGAUUCUCAUAAAUUUAUGAUGAUCCUUUCCCUGAAUAAAUUAAUGAACCUAAUGAGAUCUAAAGAGUUAUCUUAUGUUCAGGACAAGUUUAUUAUGAUAUUCUUAAAAAAAGAGAGGAUCUAAAAGUUAAAGUAAAAUAUUGUUCUUAUUAAGAAUACUGCUAUUGUGAGAAUUGAAUAAUUAGCACCUUUCCCAUACGAAUUCUUAUAAGCUGUUAUAUAAAAAUAUAAGACAGCUCAUUUCGUUUGGGUUUAAGAAGAACAUCAAAAUUAUGGACCUUGGUCAUUUGUUAGGCCAAGAAUUUAAAGUGUUAUCUCAAAAACCUCAGGUUUAUUACAAUAAUAAGUUCAAUAUGUCGGCAGAAAACCAAGUGGAUCACCAGCUACUGGAUUCCAUUAACUUCAUGAAAAAGAAGUCCAAGCCUAUUUAACAAAGGCUUUUGAAUUCUGAUAAAUUGUUAAAAAUUAAAAUAAC